Stereum hirsutum FP-91666 SS1 is the source of this 3267-nucleotide messenger RNA. RefSeq names its product acetyl-CoA synthetase-like protein. The transcript has 19 exons. The record is from RefSeq and is a predicted model, not a curated record. The coding region runs from base 1 to 3267 and encodes 1088 amino acids. Lineage: Eukaryota; Fungi; Basidiomycota; Agaricomycetes; Russulales; Stereaceae.
AUGACGUCGAAACCACAUUUCCUCAUUCCCGAUAAACUCCCCACGCCGCAAGCUCAGAACUGUCCUACCUUCAGACCGCCACCAUUAGACGGCACCAUUCUCGUUCCUGAACUAUUCGGAUGGAAUGCAGAACAUAAUCCUGACCAUCCUCUGUUCGUGUUUGCGGAUGGACCACAAGGUGAGAUGAGGACGAUCAAAUACCCAGAAGCGUUUAGGAUCAUCAAGAGAGCUGCGAAGAUAGUGAAGGCGCAUUGUGGGCGGUAUGAGAAUGGGUCUGAAGGAAAGGGGAAAACCCAGACAGGACCUGUGCUUGGAAUUUUGGCGAACGCUGACACAAUCACCUACUGGGCCACCAUGGCCUCCAUCAUGUGCCUCGGCCUUGUGCCCUUUCCUAUCUCACCUCGAAAUUCCGCCAUUGCCGUCGCCCAUCUCGUCAAGAGCGUAGGCGUCACGCAGCUAUUUGUCUCUUCUGAUCCAGCCAUGCAACGCCUCUAUUCCGAUGCACAACUCAUCCUGAAAGAUGACGGUAUCGAGCUCGACUUGCUCCAGAUGUUACAGUACGAACAGAUCUCCGACGAAGGUGCAGGUGCAGCGAAGGUGGAAGAAAUGGUGUUCCCCAAAUUGGACCUGGAGAGAACGGUCUGUAUCUAUCAUUCUUCUGGGUCAACCUCCUUUCCCAAGCCAAUCUAUGUCAGGAACCGAACGUUCCUGCAAUGGACUAUGGCUCAUGCUUACGGUGAACGUGAUUUGUGUGGUACCGUAUUUGGUGUUCAUACGGCGCCGCUUUUCCACUCGAUGGGUUCUGUCAAUUUUAUCUGGACGGUCGUGACUGGUGUGGUCAUGGCGUGUUUCAAACCGUCCUCGCCACCAAUCAUGCCAACGCCGGAGAAUUACCUCGAAGGGAUCAUCAGGACGAAGAGCGAGAUAUUGUUCUGUGUUCCUUCGUUUGUCGAAGCAUGGAUGCGCGAUCCAGAAAAUUAUCCAGUCAUCAAGAAUUUGCGAGCUAUUUUGUAUUCGGGAGGUCCAAUAGACAAGGCCAUCGGAGACAAGGUCACAAGCAUGGGCGUUGCUCUUUACCCAUUUUAUGGCGCCACGGAAGUAGGGUGCAUCAGCACGUCUAUGCCUGCCGAAAUGCCCAGCAUAGAUACUUGGCCAUAUUUCCAUCUCUCGCGACAACUUACAUACGAGCUACUUCCUCAAGAAGAAAGCGAUGACUUGUUCGAAGUCUGCGUUAUUAGGACCGAAUAUUUCGAACCGAACACUACGAACACAACAUCGAGCGACGGGAGGCCGAUGUACAGGACUUCGGAUUUACUGCAAAGGCAUCCUACCGAACCGACACUGUACAGAGUCUAUGGAAGGGCGGAUGACCAGAUUAUGUUGUCUACCGGUGAGAAGACCAAUCCUGGGCCAUUAGAGUCAAUAUUUGUGCAAGAUCCCCAUGUGGCGUCCGCUGUGAUCUUUGGCAGGGGCCAGUUCCAAAAUGGCGUCUUGAUUGAUCCAAAGCCUGAGUUCGCGUUUGACCCAUCGGAUGAAGCGAAGUUGGCGGAUUUCAGAAACAAGAUCUGGCCGACUGUCGAACAGCUGAACAACUUCGCACCUGCGCACUCUCGAUUGUUCAAGGAGAUGAUUCUGGUUUCGAAACCGUCGAAGCCGUUUGAGCUCACUUCCAAGAUGACCGCUCGUCGUCACGUUGUUAUCAGGGCUUACGCAGAUGAGAUCGAAGCUUUGUAUGAGACGAUAAAGAACUCGACCCAAGAAGAUAUCCCAGCUCCUGAUUCAUGGAAUUCCGAAUCCACGAAGGACUUCGUAAGGAAGGUCGUGGAAAAGGUCAUGAAGCUGCAACUGGCUGACACCGUCGAUUUCUUCCUUGAAGGAUGUGACAGUCUACAAGCAACAUACAUUCGCAAUACCGUCAUUCAUGCGCUCAGAAAGUCGUCAAAUGUCCUUACUGCUCACCUCCCCAACAACUUCGUAUACUCUAAUCCCACCAUCACUUCACUCUCGUCGUUCAUCCUCGCUUUCUUGGCUUCAGCUUCUGCCUCCCCCGAUUCUAUCAGCGAGGCCAAGGUAUCCGCUAUGCAAUCACUGCUCGAAACCUACUCUUCCACUUUCCCCUCCCAUUCGCCACAAGGGAAAGGAACUGCCGCCAGUAUCGAUGAGGUCGUCCUUCUCACCGGUACCACCGGUCGCCUCGGAGCACAUCUGUUGGCGCAGUUGUUAGAGCGGAAGUCUGUCACUCGAGUGUACGCGCUAAAUAGGACUGGAACGGGCAGUGUUGUGGGUAGACAGAGUGUUGUGGGUAGACAGAGGGCUGCGUUCGAGAGCUGGGGACUGGAUGUAGAGUUGUUAUGUGGCCACAAGGUCGUGCUCUUCGAAGCUGACUUCAGCAAAAAAGAUCUUGGAGUGGGAGCAGACUUGUUCGGUGAGAUGCGGGACUCUGUGACGAGCAUUAUCCAUAAUGCUUGGCGCGUUGAUUUCAACCUCUCUCUGUCUUCGUUCGAACCGCUCGUUGCGGGAGUACGCCACUUGGUCGAUCUUUCACUGAGUUCGCCCCGCCCAUUGCCACCACCAAUACUCUUCACCAGCUCGAUAUCGGUAUUCCUUCAUUCUACAUUCUCACCCGUACCUGAGCUUCCUAUCACCGAUCCAAGGGUUGCCGUCGCGAAUGGCUACAGCGAAAGUAAAUGGGUGGCGGAAAGCAUACUUCUACGAGCUGCGAAGGAAAGUGGCCUCAAGCCAAACGUUGUCCGCGUGGGCCAACUCUGCGGUGACAGCAAGACCGGUGGUUGGAAUGAGAAAGAGUGGGUUCCCGUCACGUUGAAGGGUUCGCAAGUUCUCGGAGCUAUACCCCACAGAGUUGAGAACGUUUCCUUCGUCCCAGUCGACAUUGCCGCCUCUGUUUUGUUGGACAUGCUGGGCAGCGAUGAACCCGUACUUCAUCUCGUCCACCCGUACACAGUCUCCUGGGAUGUUAUCUCUCAUACCGCUUCCGAAGCCCUCGCCGUACCGAUCAUUCCCUAUAAAGAGUGGGUGUCCAAGCUCCGAUCCGCAGCACAAGGGGCGAAUGAAGAAGUAGCAAGACAUAACCCUGCGAUAAAGCUCCUUGAGUUCUUCGAGCAGGAGAUGGGUGAGGUUAGCGAUGGGAUUAUUUCAACGGACAAGGCCGUGCAGGUCUCGUCGACGUUGAAAGGUAUCAAGAAGCUGGAAAGAAAGGACGUCGAGAUGUGGAUGGCGUAUUGGAAGAAGGUUGGGUUAUUACAAUAG